UAAAGGAAAAGUGGGGGAGCGGCGCGAGGAAGAAAAUGGCCGACAAGGCAACGGUAAAAGGGCAGGGACGUCUAGUGAGAUUCAUGUUUUGGAAGAAAGAAAUGUGAAAUUCGUAUUAGCUCUCGUACAAGCAGACGGAAAGUAUUAAUAAAACGAUCGUGUUAUUGUUUUCUUUUAGUGGUGUGUUUAAGUAAAAUAUUACCAGUGUAAUCUAUUAUAUUUGUAUAUUAAUUUAUUGUUUAAAAAAGAGUUCGCGGGCCGUGUGUAGGAAUAAAAGGGCUCGCUAGAGUAUAUAAGUCUGGCAAAAUUUCGUACGUGACAAAUUCAUCGAUCAGUAGAGUAGGUUUAUGUUAGCCACUUGUGGCCAUCUACGGAUAGAUUUAAAAGAGAAUCCUAUUAAAAAAUCUCGAACAAUGAGUUUAUCUGACGUAUGUUAAAUCAUUGAAGCAAUGAAAUUUAAAGGGAUCGAUUUGUCAACAAGUCGAUGAAAGUGCGCGCACCCGACAAUCUUGAUCAUAUAGUCAGCUUGAAAAAAGAUAAAAUUUAUAUUUUACAAUGGCAGUUAGGUAGUUUUAACAAUUUGCUCAGUGCUUUUUUUUUAAAUAUUGAGCAUAUUUCUAUCAAAUUGAAAAUGUAAAGAAAAUAAUCAUAAUGAAGCCACAGAAAAAGGCAACAGUUGCCCGGAAGGCAACAAAAAUCCCAACAAUUGCUAAAAAACGCCGCUCAUUUUUAGAGAAAUCUAUAUCUGAUAUAAGGAAAGAAAAAAAAUCUAAGAAACUUGAAAAAGGAGAAGAUGCAAAAAAAAAAAUAGAAAAUGAUAAGAAGAAAUCAGAAAAAACAGAAGAAAAAAAGAAAAUAGAAGAUAAGAAAAAAAUUGAAGAAAAGCGAAAAGAAAAAUCUGAAAAAGUGGAUGAAAAAAAAAAAUAUAUAAAAGAUUAUGAAAAAAAGUGUGAAAAAGUUGAAGAAAAAAAAUUAGAUAAAACAGAUGAAAAAAUCAUAGAUGAAUGUACUUAUGAUAGUACAGAAAAAAAGAAAGUACAAAAAAUAGAAGAAAAAAUAAAAUUGGAAAAACAAGCUAUGGAAAAUAAAAGAAAGUUUGAAAAAAUAGAAGAAAAAAAGAAAAGUGGAAAAUUUGAUGAUGAGAAUAUAGAAGAUCAAUCAAAACUUUUAAAUAUUACAGAAGAAAAAGAUUUACAUGAAGAAAAAAUAGAUAUCAUUUGUUCCAUUUCUAAGAAAAAAUUUAAAGACGAAAAAAAGAAAGAUUCAAAAUUAAUAAAGCCUGAUAUCAAGGAAAAUAUGAAAAUAUCUGUGAUAAAAGAUAAAAAAUCAGAACGUAAGAAACUUCUUGAUAAAGGUACAAUAAAUACUAAAACUUCUUUAGCACGAACUAAAAAAGAUUCUAAAACAAAAUCAUUACAAAAAAAAGGUAUCUCUAGAAAGACAGUUUUAACAAAAAAAUCACAUUUAUCAGUAGUUCAAAAAUUUGUAGACAAAAAAAUUAAAUUAAACAGAUUGGUAAAAGAUGAAGAAACAUCUGUAAGUGAAGAAGAUGAAACAAUGAAAAGAACUAAAAGAAAAAAUGUUAAUAUUUCAAAAAAUAAAAUUAUGCAAGAAAAAAAACCAAAGUUAGGAAAACAUAUGAAAGCUAAAUUGCCUUUAAAAACUAAUAAAAUAAAUUCUACAUUAAAAAAAGAUGAUAAAUUAAAAACAUUUGUGGAAAAAGUUAUACCUAAGAAAAAAAUAGAUACAAAAGAAACAGAAAAAUUACUAGCUGAACAUAAAAAAAUCAUGAACAAAGAUGAAUUAAAUGAAGAAACACAUACAACAGACAUAAAAAGUGAAUUAGAAGAAGAUAAAGAUAUUGAUAAAAAUGGAAAAGAAGAGCAAGCACAAUUAAAAUUACAAGAUGUCAAAAAAAUUGUUAAAUGUGCUCCAAAAAUAAAUAAAAAAAUAAUAAAAAAGAAAACUGUAAAAGUACAAAUGGAAAAUAAUAAUCAAUUGAUUUCUUCUUCAGAAGAAACAUCUUCUGAAGAAUCUAAUAAACAAAUCAAGGUUUGUGAAGAUAAUUCAAAUGAUAAUGUUUCUUCUAAACAAGAGCAAAUUGAUAGUGAAAAUAUAAAUGAUACAGAUUUAAAAGAUGAGCCAAUUAAUGGAGAUAAUGUAAGUAAUAAUGCAUUAUUAUUAGAGUCAGAGGAUGAAAGUGAUGAUGAGACCAAAAAAAAUAAACAGAAAGAAAUUAAGAGAAAAGAAAGAGCUAAUUCACCAUCAGAGCAUGAACGUAUUAGAAGAAUGAGAUUGUUCGGAUUUUGGAAUGGACCAAAACGACAUAGAGUUGCUUCUUUGAAUGCAUUAGCUAAAGUUCAUUGCUUAUAUGAAAAUGAAACUGGAGGAGUUUAUCUUGGUGGUUUCUGUAAACCAAGACCUGAAAAAGAAAAACAAAAGAAAACUAAAGAGGAAAAAGAAGAACAAAUUCGUAAAGAAAAAGAAAAGAAAUUAGAAACAAAAACAGAAGAAAAUAUACCAAAAAGAAAACUUAGAAAUGUACCAGGAUUACGUGGAAAACAUUGGGAUAUGCUAGAAAGUUCUUCAUCUUCAACUUCUUCUGAUGAUGAAUGUGAACGUGAUAAAAAUAUGGAACAUAGUAAGAAAAAAAUUAUCAAACGAAGAAAAAAAAAUGAAGAAAUAAUGGAUUUGAAAGAUAUGGUUGUUUGUAAAAGGAUGGCAAGUCUUAAUGCUACAGCUAUUCUAGCUGCUUCCUAUUCGGAUGAAAAAAAUCGUUGUGGUAGUAGUUUUGAUUCUUCUAGUGAAUCAGAAGUGGAAAUUAUUAAAAAACGUAAACAAAAUGAUUCUGAUAUUGAAAAAAGAAAAUCAAGACAAAAUUCAGAACAAGAUGAAGUUUUAAAACCAUCUAAUAAACUUGUUAUUGUUAAUCAAGAUACAGAUGUUACUAUUACUGGUGUUUAUGUUAAUCAAACUCGAUCUACACAUCAUGAAGGUUUUUGCAGUAUUGCUGGUAUGCAAUAUAGAAUAAGUUCAACAAGUCAUACUCAAACUGCAGCUACUGCAGUUGCUACUGAACUCCAUGACCAGCAAAAAUUGGAACAACCUUGCAAAUCAUAUACACCAUUGGGAGCAUUAUCUUCUAUGCAACCACCAGGUAGUCAGAAUAAUCAUUCAAAUAUGUCACCUCGCAGACAUUCUGCAUUUUCAGCACCACAUCAACAUGGUGGGUAUUAUCAGCCAGCUGGACCACUGAUACAACAUCCACCAACUUUACCACCUAUUAAGGGUCCUCCUCCAGAACCAACACCUACACCUCCACAGAAUUCUGAAGGUUCAGAUGAUUUAGUUGCAACUUCUACAACUUCUGGGGGAACUAACAGUACAGGUAUAUUUAUACAGGGAGGUGGAUUUUAUAGGGCAUAUUGUCCUCAAUACUAUGGUACACCACCACAAUACGCAGAUCUAUGUUAUCCACCUACGUAUUCCCAUCCUCAUGCUCAUCCACCGCCUUAUUAUAAAUAUGCACCAACUUAUAGAAGGUACUUUUUUAGGCAGUAUUAUGGAUAUCAGGAAUCCGGUGGAGGCGGCGGUCCUGGUAAUGGUGCUACUGCAGGUGGACCAACAGUUGUUGAUUACCAGCCACCCCCACCGCCGCCAGGUGAAUACCCUUUGCCUCCAUACUACGGAGGAUAUCCUCCACCUCCACCACCACCUCCACCUCCACCAAAUCCGGCAUAUUUGCAUUCUCAGGGAAGACCUUUUGUAGAUCAUGCAGCCUUUCAGGGUUGCCCAUGCCCGAUGCAGUCUUGUCCAAAAAACGUGGAUACUGGGCCCCUUAUUGGUAAUGGUAAGGGAGCGCCAGUGGUAUCGGGGCCCGGUCUGUCAUUGCCGCCCAGUGCUUUGGUGGGUCCGCCCUCGCCGGCGAGGGGGCUAGCCGGGCUAGCGCCGCCUCACGGUGCCAAUGCCUGGGAUACGGAUCGCGUCCAACUUAACACUCAUCGCAACCUGAAUCAGAACCAACCAUCGGUCCCUCCGUCUCACAAUCUAGUCGGUGGACAUAAUCACCCGCGAAAUUCGGAUUGUAAGAAUAAGGAUGAAAAAAAUUGUUCUGAAGAAAAAUUACGAAAAUGUGAAUGUCAAAAACAUGCUUGUACAUCAACUUGUGAAGUCAAAUUAGAAACUCUUUCACCUUCAGAAAAACUAGCAGUGACAACUUGUCCAAGUAGCAAAUUCCAUAAUUUUAAGUUGGAAAAUAAUAAUGUGAAAUGUGAAUCCUGUAGCAUGGAAAUGGGUGAUAAUUUGUCUUGUGUUGCAAAUUGUAAUGUAAAGUGUGAAUCAGAUUAUAAAUGCGAUAUCAUGAAAUGUGAACAAUGUAUGAAGGAAGGUCAAAUGGCAAUUCUGGAAAUAGACAAAGAUUCUGGAAUAUUACUUGAUGAUAAAUUAGAUGCAGAUCCAGAUGUUAAAGAAGAAUUAAGUGAUGUUAUAGCUAUUGAUAGUGAAAAUUGGAAAAAACCUGAUUAUGAACCAACUGUGCAAGAGACUAUCGAAGAAACUAUGGAUAUUGUAGAAAAACCAGGAAUAGAGGAACAUUCAAAAUGUCAGAAAGUAACAAAAAGAAAAUUAUCUUUAGAUAGUCUAUCUGAUAGUAGAAAAAAGAGAAAAGUAAGCAAAAGGACUCUUUCUGUUGGUUCAUCGCAAGAUUUAAAUAAUAGUGAUUUUUCAACAAGAAUUUCUAUACCAAUCUUAUCAUUUAUAAAAAAGAUUGACAACAAUAGUGAUGAAGUUUCUAAGAAAAAACAACCUAAAAAAGAUAAUCAAAAUCAAAAACGUAAAAUAGAAAAUUCAAAUUAUCUUGAAAAUGCAAUGAAGAAAUCAAAAACUUUUAAACAAAAUACAAUUAAUAAUAUUCCAAAUUGUGUAAAACAUGCUGCCACUGAUAAUUCUAUUAUGGAAACUAUUAAUAAUGUUAUUCAACAAAGUUUACAAAUGACACAAAAAAGAGAUCGUAAAAAUAAAAAUAUUGAAAAGUCAGAAAAGGCAAAAAAAGAAGUCAAUUUAUUAGUUGUAAAAAAAUCAACCAAAAAAAUUGAUUUAGUAAAAGAAUUGACAUCAGAGAAAGUGUCGAAAGUUAUUAAUAAAAAUAAACACUCUAAAGGUAAAUCAGAAACACGAACAAAAUCAAGAACAUAUGAGAAGAAUAGAUGUAAAGGAAAAGGUAAAUCCAAAACACAUGAAACAAAAACGAAAGAUAAUGGAAAAAAACAUGAGAGUAUAACAAAAUCUAAAGUAUAUGACAUUCACGAAUCAACAAAGAAGCCAGCAUUGAUAAAAAAGAAGCGAAAAAGUACGAAAAAACCGCCUGUCAAAAAAUCUAAUUCCAAAGUUGAUGAUUGUUUAGUAGGAAGUGAAAGUUUAAUAUUAACUAAAAAAACAUUUUUAAAACCCAAAUGGAGUAAUGGUUGGAGUUGGGAAGGUGAUCCUUUUGAAGCCAAAGUUUAUCUAACGAAUGAAGAAUCAGCUAUACGUCGAUGUUAUGCAAGUAUGAAACAUGAAAGUGGUGAUGUUCUAAGACCUCGUGAUUGCGUUUUAUUAAAAAGUGGUCCACGAAAAGCGGAUUUACCAUUCGUAGCAAAAAUAGCUGCUUUAUGGGAAAAUCCAGAUGAUGGUGAAAUGAUGUUUUCUUUAUUGUGGUACUACAGACCUGAACAUACUGAGCAAGGUAGAACUCAAUAUGAUACCGAAGACGAAGUUUUUGCUUCACGACAUCGAGAUGCAAACAGUGUUGCUUGUAUAGAAGAUAAAUGUUAUAUUUUGACAUUUAAUGAAUAUUGUCGGUAUCGUAAAAAUUUACGAAGAAUUGAAGAAGGAUUAGAAAGUCCCGGUUUAAUAGUUCCACCGGGAGACCAACUAUAUCCAAGAGAAAAUCGGCAACCUCCGAUACCAGUACCUUCGGAUAUGGUUCUUUUUUGUCGACGCGUUUAUGAUUAUCGCGGUAAAAAACUUGUUAAAAAUCCUGGAUGACUCGAUUUUUUAUAAAAAAAAAAAAAAAAAAAAA
Apis dorsata (giant honeybee) is the source of this 6058-nucleotide messenger RNA. RefSeq lists its product as uncharacterized. Gene Ontology annotation, molecular function: chromatin binding. The transcript has 14 exons. Lineage: Eukaryota; Metazoa; Arthropoda; Insecta; Hymenoptera; Apidae. The coding region runs from base 652 to 6024 and encodes 1790 amino acids. The record is from RefSeq and is a predicted model, not a curated record.